This is a messenger RNA of Aspergillus saccharolyticus JOP 1030-1, 796 nucleotides long. RefSeq lists its product as uncharacterized. Lineage: Eukaryota; Fungi; Ascomycota; Eurotiomycetes; Eurotiales; Aspergillaceae. The transcript has a single exon. Bases 188 to 679 code for a protein of 163 amino acids. The record is from RefSeq and is a predicted model, not a curated record.
UAGCUCGGUGGGGAGGAACUGUCCACUUUCCUUUCGCCGCACCUUGGACACUCGGUCUGUCUUUAGAAAUCCAGACUCCCCAUCGUUUCGAUUUCACCUUACUUCUCAUCGGCAUUAGCGGUCACUCCCGUCUUUUCCUUCUUUUGCAUGCCUACCUGAUCAUCACCAUAUAUUAAACACCACGCGUAUGCUGCAAAACUCUACCAUGCCUUCCGGCUCUAUUCAACCCAAGCAGAUCCUGAAGCGAGCACUGUCGCAGAAGGAAUAUGAGUUUUUGCAAGAAUGGGCUCCCGAGACACUGAAGAAUUACGAAGUUCCUUCUCAACUGAAGGCUCUUGAACCCCCUCAAGCUGCUUCCUUUGAUGUACAAGAUGUACCUAGCCACAGACCUUUGAGACUGCGCACGUCGUCACUGUACGAAGAUUGCAAAGCUCGUGCCACCUUACAAGGAGAGAACGCAAACGAACAGUGCAGUCUACCUAUCCAUGCUUCAGCACAAAACAAUGUCCGCUUGCCUCACCCUAUGAAUGCAAAGGCUGCUACAGUCUUUGUUGAGGAAAGAAAUGAAGGUCAACAGCUGCAGACGAAGGUCAAGGGCUCUCAGCAAACUUGUUCGAAGAAUAAAACUCCUCAUGCUUAUGAGUUUCAGCGUAGACCCUCUUCAUGCAAUUCUAUCUAAUCUUUUGCUAAUUCUGGAACUUCUUAGGUCACUACGCUCAGCCUACUGUGAGCGCCAACAAUCGAUUUAACACUAUUCACGCGAGCAACCAAAAGUCAUCCAAGCCAGCUACUGGUG